AUGUCGAUUAAAGGAAUAAAUAGUCAGUCACAUAUACGAAAUAGACAAAGCAAUGAUUAUACAAUACGUUCAUCUGAUCGAUAUGCCUUCUCAAAUGAUAAACCGAUUCAAUCAACAUCAUCAAAUACACAAAUUCGUACAAGUAAUGGAGUUAUUCUUAAUAAAUCACCAAAAUUAAUACAAUCAUCAAAACAAAAACAACACAUUGCACCUGAUAAACUCAAAUUAAUGCGUCAAGUCUUUAUUACUUUUAGUAAUUCUCAAUCGAUGCCUGUCGAACAUUUAAAUGAUGCGUUAUCAGCACUUGGUCAUGAUCCUCGAAAAGAUAUUGGUUAUCAUGAUUUUUUAAUUGAAUAUGAAUUGAUUGAGCCAAAUGGUACAUUUUCUGGUUUACUAGAUUUUGAACAUUAUGCAUUACUUGUACUCGAAUACGAAGAAAAAUUACGCAUAGAAGAAGAAGCACUUCGACAACUUGAUCUUAAAAUUGCUUUUGAAUGUUUUGAUUUAAAUAAAGAUGGUAUGAUUGAUGCUAAUGAACUAUCAGUAGUUAUGAAUAUUUUGGGAUUUUCCAUUACUGAUCGAGAAGCAAAAGAAAUGAUCGAAUUUGCUGAUUAUGAUAAAGGUAUUGUACUUCUCAUAUUAUUUAUUUACUUUCUAUUGUAUUUCUAA
This is a messenger RNA of Rotaria sp. Silwood2, 669 nucleotides long. NCBI's taxonomy places the organism in Eukaryota, Metazoa, Rotifera, Eurotatoria, Philodinida, Philodinidae. The record is from the annotation of a GenBank genome assembly.